Messenger RNA from Hemibagrus wyckioides, 2276 nucleotides. Its product is annotated as schwannomin-interacting protein 1. Lineage: Eukaryota; Metazoa; Chordata; Actinopteri; Siluriformes; Bagridae. The record is from RefSeq and is a predicted model, not a curated record. Bases 440 to 1294 code for a protein of 284 amino acids. Gene Ontology annotation, biological process: positive regulation of hippo signaling. Gene Ontology annotation, cellular component: plasma membrane; cell junction. The transcript has 7 exons.
ACAUUGUGAAAUUGGACACCUCAAAGUUUCUUCCCAACCUUCCCAGUCAGGCCGCCCCUUCCACUUCUGGUUCCAAAAGUCGCUAAAGCUCAUGUGUGAUUAUUAGAGUGCAGAUUUUAACUUGUCUUUUUAUUUAUUUUGGGAUACCGAAAUCGUUCCCUAAAACUUGUUGGACUGAGGGAGCUUAUAAAGGUUUGGCUUCAAACAAACAGGGCCACGGGAAGGAUCUCGCGAGCGGGCGGGGCGGCGGGAAAUGUAAGAUGGGGAGGGGGGUUUCCUCAUAGAGGAGGAAUGAUUAACAAAUAAGACGCGAUUAAUUGAACUCUGUGCAUUUGUCCGCUUCGAUGUUCUGUGACUUUUGGACCGUGAUGGCAGUUUAUGUGUCAAGAUCAGCGUUGCGAUAAGGAGAGCUUGAAUUUAAGAUGCAGAGAUAUUAAAGAUGACCACUAAAAUACGUGAAGUUUCAUUUAAGCACAAAUGGCUUCAGUCUCAAAUGAGUUGCCUCACUGAUCAACACAUGGAAGAGGAGGUGGACGGCAGUGGGCAGGAAGAACAGAAUGCUGAUGACCCUGCCUGUCCUGGUGCCAGCCUUGUGGCACCGAAACAGCCUCAGCACCGCCAGGAGCCCUACACACAAGACCAGGACCUUCCCAUCAUGCACUGGGAGGACUUGAGUUUGCGAAUAGCCGAGCUUGAGAAACAGGAGGAAGAGAGGAGGAAAAAAGCUGAGUCCAUCGGUUUAACAGACCAAGAACCAGUGCCAGGACUCUGGCCUCAUGUAAAGCAUCAGUCGCUUAACAGAAAGCACUGGGAAGAUGCAGGUGAUUCUGGAGGACAUCGUUUUCCAUGCGUUACAUCUCGGUAUGUCAAUUUAAGGUUUAAUAGUCCUAAAAAACUACAGCUGUGUUUCAUCAACGACAGUGAGAGUGAUCAAGAGGGUGAUGAAGGACCGUCUUUCAGAGAGAGGACACAUGAGUCACAGGGACGGAGGCGACAAUCUGCUGGCCUGAAACAGGAAGUGAGAGCGGCUCUGAGUGAGCUCCGAGAUAAGCUUUGGGCUGAACAGAGGCAGCAACAGCUGAACCGCAAGGAGGAGAGCUUUAGGAGAAGAAAGCUUAGCCGCAGCGACCUUCAAACCUGCUCUGUCCUUCAGCUAAAUGCCCUUAAGACUUCCCUACACGAAGACAUUCAGGGCCUGAGCUCGGAAUUAGUGAAGCAUCUCGUGGUGAGGGACAAUCUACGGACAAAGCAAGAUGCCAUGCUCCUGGAAGUACAGGAUAUGACAUCACCGUGACUUACAUCAAGCUAUAAUUAGCCUAUAUUAUUAAAUAUGUAUAUUUUUUUGUUCUACUUUACACUAACAAAGCCAUAUGUUCCUGUUUGUCUUGAUUUGAUUUUCUUUCUUUUUUUUUAGCUCACACAAAUAUUGCUUACUAUGUGAAUGUAAUUAUUUCAGUCACAAGUUUUAUUGUGAGAAACUGUAUGUGUGUGAAGAGUAGCUAAACAAGCACGUUCUUCAUCUUUUAUACACUAUAUUGGCAGUGGGUUUUGGGACGUCUGCCUUUACAUGCACAUGAAUGUAAUAUGGAGUUGUCCCGCCCUUUGCAGCUAUAACAGCUUCAACUCUUCUAGGAAGGCUUUCCACAAGGUUUAGGAGUGUGUUUAUGUUUAGGAAUUUUUGACCAUUCCUCUAGAAGCACAUUUGUGAGGUCAGGCACUGAUGUUGGACAAGAAGGUCUGGCUCUCAGUCUCCGCCCUAAUUCAUCCCAAAGGUGUUCUAUGGGGUUGAGGUCAGGACUCUGUGCAGGCCAGUCCAGUUCCUCCACACCAAACUCACUCAUCCAUGUCAUUAUGGACCUUGCUUUGGUCACUGGUGUGCAGUCAUGUUGGAACAGGAAGGGGUCAUCCCCAAACUGUUCCCACAAAGUUGAAAGGAUGAAAUUGUCCAAAAUGUCUUGGUAUGAAGCUGAAGCAUUAAGAGUUCCUUUCACUGGAACUAAGGGGCCGAACCCAACACCUGAAUUCAAUGAUUUGCAGGGGUGUCCCAAAACUUUUGGUAAUAUAGUGAAUUACCAUUCAUACAAACUGUGAAAGCUGCUAUUAAAUGUAUGUGAUCAGUAACUGCUUUACGGGGAAAAAAAUAUCAAAUGCAUGUAAUGUACUAUAGCAUCUACUGAAUAUGAGGCCUCUCAUUGUAAAAACUAACACAAACUUUAAGUAUUUUUCUUAAAGAUUGAUAAGUAAUAUAACUGAAUAAAUCUGUAAUGUUUACCUAA